Molecule: messenger RNA, 1090 nt
Organism: Oryza sativa Japonica Group (Japanese rice)
Lineage: Eukaryota; Viridiplantae; Streptophyta; Magnoliopsida; Poales; Poaceae
Source: RefSeq, a predicted model, not a curated record
UCUAUCCAUCUUUACAGCUAAACUGAAUCGAACCAAAGUUGGACGAAACGUCGCUUUAUGCCAUUGAAGCACUAUGAUAUGACCAUGACCACUGUAGAUGACCCGUCCUCCUCUUUUCCAUCGUUCAACUUGUCCAAUUCCCUUGUUUCAAUCAUACUAGCUCACUGAUUUGUUAUUUUUCAUAUGAAGAAAAAGUGAGUUGCAAAGGUAGGAAUUUAAUCAAAUGAAUUUGUUUUUAAUUCUCUUUUGACCUGUCAAAAAGAAACGCCUUUGCUUCUUUUCAAUUCCUCCAGAAAUCUUCCAUUCCAAUUUGCUACCAGCUGACGCUUUGACACAGCAAUUAGGCGAAAUUCUUGAUCUCUCUCUCUCAUCCAUGGCGGCCAAGCUGACCCAAGAACAGGUGGACGAGUGCCGAGAAAUCUUCGACCUGUUCGACAGCGACGAGGACGGUCGCAUCGCCGCCGGCGAGCUCGUGACGGCGCUGCGGUCGCUGGGCCAGAACGUCGACGAGGCCGAGGCGCGGCGGUUCCUGGCGGACGCCACCGCCAGCGGCGGCGGCGGCGGAGGCGGCGGAGACAUCGACUUCGCGGCGUUCCUGUCGGUGGCGGCGCGCAAGAUGAGGCGCGGGGCGACGGAGAAGGAGCUCGCGGCGUGCUUGGACGUGUUCGACGACGCGCGGAGCGGGGUGAUCCCGGCGGAGCAGCUCCGGCAGGCGAUGGUGUCCCACGGCGACCGGCUGACGGAGGAGGAGGCCGACGAGAUGGUGCGCAAGGCGGAUCCCGCCGGCGAGGGCCGCGUCGAGUACAAGGAGUUCGUCAAGGUGUUGAUGAACAACAAGUAGCAGUAAUACUACUAGCUGUUUUGUUUUGUUUUGUUUUUCUAUGCUUAAUUUGUUUGCGAAAGAUAUCCAUGUGGUUAAUCAACCUUGGUAAUGGAUGUGAAGAAGUAUAUGCGAUAUGAUUCAAGCGAAUCUUGUUUUGGGUUUGAAAUGAGUCCAGAAGAGUGACAGUUUUAUGAAACUUUGCGAAUUUUGGUGGACUCUGUUUGAAAUUUGACAUAAACUAGUGAUGCACUUUCAACUUAUGAAUCA